AUGACUCGUCUUAAUCUAUCUAUCUAUCUAUCUAUCUAUCUAUCUAUCUAUCUAUCUAUCUAUCUCAGACUGUCAUAUCUAUUUAUCAAACUAUCUCUCUCAGACUGUUCAUAUCUAUCUAUCUAUCUAUCUAUCUAUCUAUCUAUCUCUCUAUAUAUAUAUCAGUCUGUUCAUAUCUAUCUCAGACUGUUCAUAUCUAUCUUUCUAUCUCAGACUGUUCAUAUCUAUCUAUCUAUCUAUCUAUCUAUCUAUCUAUCUAUCUAUCUAUCUAUCUAUCUCAGACUGUUCAUAUCUAUUUAUGAAACUAUCUAUCUCUCUCUCUCUCUCUCUCUAUAUAUAUAUAUAUAUAUAUAUCAGUCUGUUCAUAUCUAUCUAUCUCAGACUGUUCACAUCUAUCUUUCUAUCUGUCUAUCUCAGACUGCUCAUAUCUAUCUAUCUAUCUAUCUAUCUAUCUAUCUAUCUAUCUAUCUAUCUAUCUAUCUCUGUGCAUAUCUAUCUAUCUAUCUAUCUAUCUAUCUAUCUAUCUAUCUAUCUUAUGCCAGUCUUUUUAUUUAUUUUUCUACUUUCUGUCUGUUUGUUCUUUUGUUUUUUUUUUUUUGUUUAUCUGUUGUUCAUCCGUCAAUCCAUUUUUUAUGGGUUGUCAUCAGAGUGCAGUGUUUAUCAAGGCGUAUUUGCAAGUGA
Acanthosepion pharaonis is the source of this 681-nucleotide messenger RNA. Lineage: Eukaryota; Metazoa; Mollusca; Cephalopoda; Sepiida; Sepiidae. The record is from the annotation of a GenBank genome assembly.